AAAGUUUCUUUCUUUACAAUCCUUCAAAGACAUUGCCUAGCAAUGGAGAGUUGCUCCCUACAUUCACAAACUGUAACCACAGUUCCAUCUUCCCCAUCCCUAAGUGGGUUCAUUGAAAAACCUUUUGUACAUGGUCAGCUCAUCAAAUUUCCCUAUUCCAAGAGAUACCCACAUGCCAGAAAGCUAAAAUUUUUUAAUGACAGAGCUCAAGCCUCAGGCACAACAAAGGUCCGGUCAGAGGCAGUUGGAGCGGUGUCAAAGAAAGAAGAUUUGAAAGAUGAAAAUCUUGUAUUUGUUGCUGGAGCUACUGGUAGAGUUGGUUCACGAACAGUGAGGGAGCUUUUGAAACUUGGGUUCCAAGUCAGAGCUGGCGCGAGGAGUGCUCAGAGAGCAGAAACUCUUGUGCAAAGUGUUAAACAAAUGAAGCUAAAUGUUGAAAAUGCAAGUGAUGGAACUCAGCCUGUAGAAAAGCUUGUACUUGUGGAAUGUGACCUAGAGAAACAAGAUCAGAUUGGGCCAGCAUUAGGCAAUGCAUCAGUAGUCAUAUGCUGCAUUGGUGCCAGUGAGAAGGAGGUCUUUGAUAUCACUGGACCAUAUCGAAUCGACUACCUGGCUGCCAAAAACCUUAUUGAUGCAGCAACUGUUGCCAAAGUUAAACACUUCGUUUUACUUACCUCACUGGGAACAAAUAAGGUUGGGUUUCCUGCUGCUAUUCUGAAUUUGUUUUGGGGAGUCCUGAUUUGGAAAAGAAAGGCAGAAGAGGCACUACUAGCCAGUGGACUUCCCUACACUAUAGUGAGACCUGGAGGCAUGGAGCGGCCUACUGAUGCCUACAAGGAAACUCAUAAUAUAACCCUCUCACAGGAAGAUACUUUAUUUGGUGGCCAGGUGUCAAACCUUCAGGUGGCAGAGCUUAUGGCAGUCAUGGCCAAAAACCGCAGCCUUUCAUACUGCAAAGUAGUGGAGGUAAUUGCAGAGACAACUGCACCAUUGACUCCCAUGGAGGAGCUUCUUGCAAAGAUACCAUCUCAACGUGCUGAAAUUUACUCACCAAAGGAAUCAGGUGCUGCAGGUGGGCCUGGUUCAUCACCAUCUAAGACUGUCGAGUCCAAGGAAUCAAGCACUCCCAUCAAGAAAGAUCCUUCUGGUGCAAAAGCAUUGGCAACAGAACCACUCUCUCCUUAUGUUGUUUAUGAUGAUCUGAAACCACCUGUAUCUCCUACUCCAACUCCACCUGUUGGUCAGAAAACUAUAAACAUUAUCAAUGAUGUACUUUCAAAGCCUGAUACUUCAGAUACUGAAACAAGUGCAACAGGGAUGAAAACUGGCACCACUGAGACAAAACCUGCCCCAGAAGAACGCCCAAUUAAAAGGCCUCUUUCACCUUAUGUUGCAUAUGAUGACCUUAAGCCUCCCACAUCACCGUCUCCUACUGUACCAACUGCAUCACCCCUUCCAACAUUGGAGGUAGAUGGCCAUUCCAACAUGGCUAAUUUGUCAAUCAACAACAUAGCUCUGUCUCCAAUGGAAGAUAAACCAAGGGAGCAGCAUCACACAGGACCAAAUCCAAGUCCACUUUCACCUUUUACUAUGUAUGAUGACUUGAAGCCUCCAACUUCCCCAAUCCCAUCCCCAAGGAGAUCUUAGAGAAAUAACUACCAAUCACUUUCAACAAGAACCAUUGAAGUAUAUCGCAAUGUUGCACUGUGGAGUCUAUACAGGUUUACUUGUAAUUAAUGAAGAGGCAAGCAACUGAGAUUCCGGGAGUAGCUUCUGAGGAUAAUUCUUGUUUAUUGCCAACGUUGAUCCUUACCUACAAUUAUUCCUUUUCUACAUUUUUCUUCCUUUUCUAUUCAAGAUGUGAAACAGCAAGUUCAGCUUGACUUAACUGAAUAAUAAUAAUCGAUGUUUCUAAUAGUUUCUUAUAACAUCUUUCUCUUCUUUUGUUCUGUGAUACUCUGCACCUAUCAAACUCCCUUGAGUUGUAAAAGAUAUUUAGCAUGAUUGAUAUGCAACAAACGUGGUGGUGUCAAUGCUGAGACUGCCUGAGUUGGUUAGCCUAA
Messenger RNA from Quercus lobata, 2063 nucleotides. RefSeq names its product NAD(P)-binding Rossmann-fold superfamily protein (gene TIC62). The transcript is spliced from 14 exons. The record is from RefSeq and is a predicted model, not a curated record. Bases 43 to 1647 code for a protein of 534 amino acids. NCBI's taxonomy places the organism in Eukaryota, Viridiplantae, Streptophyta, Magnoliopsida, Fagales, Fagaceae.